CUCCGCAGCGCCGGGGCUCGGCGGGCAGCAACUUUCUCCCCGGAGCGGCCGCGGCGGCGGCGGCUGCUGCCGUGGCAGUCGGAGCGGGAGCCGGGAGGAGGAAGGCGGCGGCAGCGGUUCCUUGUGCCCGCUCGGGCUGUCUAGCCCUCCGAGACCGCCGGCCCGCGGAGCCUCGUCCCCCCGGGCAGCCCCGGGCCCCUGCCCUAUGUCCCGCAAGGCAAGCGAGAAUGUGGAGUACACGCUGCGGAGCCUGAGCAGCCUCAUGGGCGAACGGCGCAGGAAGCAGCAGGAGCCGGACGCGGCGAGCACGGCUGGGGAGCGCAGCCUCCUGGCGGCCGCCGAGUCCAGCGCCAGCCUGCAGGGCUCGGGCGGCGGCGGCGGCGUCGGGGACCUGGAGCGCGCGGCGCGGAGGCAGUUCCAGCAGGACGAGACCCCCGCCUUCGUGUACGUGGUGGCAGUCUUCUCCGCGCUGGGCGGCUUCCUGUUCGGCUAUGACACCGGGGUGGUGUCGGGGGCCAUGCUGCUGCUCAAGCGGCAGCUCAGCCUGGACGCGCUGUGGCAGGAGCUGCUCGUGUCCAGCACGGUGGGGGCGGCCGCAGUCUCGGCGCUGGCUGGCGGGGCCCUCAACGGCGUCUUCGGCCGCCGCGCCGCCAUCCUGCUGGCCAGUGCCCUCUUCACCGCCGGCUCCACGGUGCUGGCUGCGGCGAACAACAAGGAGACGCUGCUCGCCGGCCGCCUGGUUGUAGGGCUCGGCAUCGGCAUUGCUUCUAUGACAGUGCCAGUGUACAUCGCUGAGGUCUCACCCCCCAAUUUAAGAGGUCGAUUAGUCACCAUUAAUACCCUCUUCAUCACGGGAGGGCAGUUCUUUGCAAGUGUUGUCGAUGGAGCCUUCAGUUAUCUCCAGAAAGAUGGAUGGAGGUACAUGCUGGGACUUGCAGCAAUUCCAGCAGUUAUACAGUUUUUUGGCUUUCUCUUUUUACCUGAAAGCCCUCGAUGGCUUAUUCAGAAAGGACAGACUCAGAAGGCCCGUAGAAUUUUAUCUCAGAUGCGUGGUAACCAGACCAUUGAUGAGGAGUAUGAUAGCAUCAAAAACAACAUUGAAGAAGAGGAAAAAGAGGUUGGCUCAGCUGGACCUGUGAUCUGCAGAAUGCUGAGUUAUCCCCCAACUCGCCGAGCUUUAAUUGUGGGUUGUGGCCUACAAAUGUUCCAACAGCUCUCAGGCAUUAACACCAUCAUGUACUACAGUGCAACCAUUCUGCAGAUGUCUGGUGUUGAAGAUGACAGACUUGCAAUAUGGCUGGCUUCAGUUACAGCCUUCACAAAUUUCAUUUUCACACUUGUGGGUGUCUGGCUUGUUGAGAAAGUGGGUCGCAGAAAGCUUACGUUUGGUAGUUUAGCAGGUACCACCGUAGCACUCAUUAUUCUUGCUUUGGGAUUUCUGCUAUCAGCCCAGGUUUCUCCACCCAUCACUUUUAAUCCAAUAGCUCCUUUAGAUCAGAACACUUCUUGCACAAGAUACAGUUACUGUAAUGAAUGUAUGUUGGAUCCAGACUGCGGUUUCUGCUAUAAGAUGAAUAAAUCAGCCGUCAGUGACUCCUCCUGUGUUCCAGUUAAUAAAGCAUCUACAAACGAGGCAGCCUGGGGCAGGUGUGAAAAUGAAACCAAAUUCAAAACAGAAGAAGUAUUUUGGGCUUACAAUUUCUGCCCUACUCCAUACUCCUGGACUGCACUUCUGGGCCUUAUUUUAUAUCUUGUUUUCUUCGCACCUGGAAUGGGACCAAUGCCUUGGACUGUGAAUUCUGAAAUAUAUCCCCUUUGGGCAAGAAGUACAGGAAAUGCAUGUUCAUCUGGAAUAAAUUGGAUUUUCAAUGUUCUGGUUUCAUUGACAUUUUUACACACAGCAGAGUAUCUUACAUACUAUGGAGCCUUCUUCCUCUAUGCUGGAUUCGCUGCUGUGGGUCUCCUUUUCAUCUACGGCUGUCUUCCUGAGACCAAAGGGAAAAAAUUAGAGGAAAUUGAAUCACUCUUUGACAACAGGCUAUGUACAUGUGGUGCUUCAGAUUCUGAUGAAGGGAGAUAUAUUGAAUAUAUUCGGGUGAAGGGAAGUAACUAUCAUCUUUCUGACAAUGACGCUUCUGAUGUGGAAUAAUUGUCAGCUGCUGAUAUAUUUAGUAAUUUAAACAAACUUGGGAGAGAAGAACAGCAAUUGGUGACCUCACUGCCCUGCUUUUAAUCUGGUUCUUUCCACAGU
Molecule: messenger RNA, 2251 nt
Organism: Lagenorhynchus albirostris (white-beaked dolphin)
Lineage: Eukaryota; Metazoa; Chordata; Mammalia; Artiodactyla; Delphinidae
Gene: SLC2A13
Product: solute carrier family 2 member 13
Exons: 10
Coding region: 206-2149 (647 amino acids)
Biological process (GO): transmembrane transport
Cellular component (GO): membrane
Molecular function (GO): myo-inositol:proton symporter activity
Source: RefSeq, a predicted model, not a curated record